GUAGGGGGAGGAGACGCUGACAAACCAAGAUGGCGGCGGCGGCGCCGAAGGCCGCGGCGGCUGGGAGGUAACUGUAGUGGUGAAGGCUGCGGUAGUUGGGAGGCAGCGGCAGAGUUUGGAAGGAACGAGGCAGGACGAAGAGGCGGUAGCAGUAGCGCCAGCUUGAGCCUCUCAGAGCGUGGCAGCUACACGCCCCCCAAGGCCCUCGGCGGGCGGCGGCCGCCCCGCUUUAGGGCCUAGUCCCCGAGCAGUGCCUCGGCUUCAUACCGCGGUGUCCGCCAUGAGUCCUUAAGGGCGGUCCGAGCCCUCCAAGUCCUAGGGCCCACCAUGGAGCCGGGGUCCGACGACUUCCUACCGCCGCCGGAGUGCCCGGUGUUCGAGCCUAGCUGGGCCGAGUUCCGAGACCCUCUUGGCUACAUCGCGAAAAUACGGCCCAUCGCCGAGAAGUCGGGCAUUUGCAAGAUCCGCCCACCCGCGGACUGGCAGCCACCCUUUGCUGUAGAAGUGGACAACUUCAGGUUUACUCCCCGAAUCCAGAGGCUGAAUGAACUAGAGGCCCAGACAAGAGUGAAGCUGAACUAUUUGGACCAGAUUGCCAAAUUCUGGGAAAUCCAGGGCUCCUCCUUAAAAAUUCCCAAUGUAGAACGGCGGAUCUUGGACCUCUACAGCCUCAGCAAAAUCGUGGUGGAGGAAGGUGGCUAUGAAGCCAUCUGCAAAGACCGUCGGUGGGCCCGGGUGGCCCAGCGCCUCAACUACCCACCAGGCAAAAACAUUGGUUCCCUGCUACGCUCCCACUAUGAACGCAUCGUUUACCCCUAUGAGAUGUACCAGUCUGGAGCCAACCUGGUGCAGUGCAACACACGUCCAUUUGAUAAUGAGGAAAAGGACAAGGAAUACAAACCCCACAGUAUCCCCCUUCGACAGUCCGUGCAACCUUCCAAGUUCAAUAGCUAUGGCCGGCGGGCCAAGAGACUGCAGCCUGAUCCGGAACCCACGGAAGAAGACAUUGAAAAGAAUCCGGAACUGAAGAAGCUACAGAUCUAUGGGGCAGGCCCCAAGAUGAUGGGCCUGGGCCUCAUGGCCAAGGAUAAGACUCUGCGGAAGAAAGAUAAGGAAGGGCCUGAGUGUCCCCCCACCGUAGUGGUGAAGGAGGAGUCAGGCGGGGAUGUGAAGGUGGAGUCAACCUCACCUAAGACCUUCCUGGAGAGCAAGGAGGAGCUGAGUCACAGCCCAGAGCCCUGCACCAAGAUGACCAUGAGACUGCGGAGGAACCACAGCAAUGCCCAGUUUAUCGAGUCCUAUGUUUGCCGGAUGUGUUCCCGAGGGGAUGAGGAUGACAAGCUUCUGCUGUGUGAUGGCUGUGAUGACAACUACCACAUCUUCUGCCUGCUGCCUCCUCUGCCUGAGAUUCCCAAGGGUGUCUGGAGGUGCCCAAAGUGUGUCAUGGCGGAGUGUAAGCGCCCCCCUGAAGCCUUUGGCUUUGAGCAGGCUACCCGGGAAUACACUCUGCAGAGCUUUGGCGAGAUGGCUGACUCCUUUAAAGCCGAUUACUUCAACAUGCCUGUGCACAUGGUGCCCACAGAACUCGUGGAGAAGGAGUUCUGGCGGUUGGUAAACAGCAUUGAGGAAGAUGUGACUGUUGAGUAUGGGGCUGACAUCCAUUCCAAAGAAUUUGGUAGCGGUUUCCCCGUCAGUGACAGUAAGCGGCACCUAACCCCUGAGGAGGAGGAGUAUGCUACCAGUGGUUGGAACCUGAAUGUGAUGCCAGUGUUGGAGCAGUCUGUACUAUGCCACAUCAAUGCAGAUAUUUCUGGCAUGAAGGUGCCCUGGCUCUAUGUGGGCAUGGUCUUUUCAGCCUUUUGCUGGCAUAUUGAGGAUCACUGGAGUUACUCCAUUAACUACCUCCAUUGGGGUGAGCCGAAGACCUGGUAUGGGGUACCCUCACUUGCAGCAGAACAUUUGGAAGAGGUGAUGAAGAAGCUGACACCUGAGCUCUUUGAUAGCCAGCCUGACCUCCUGCACCAACUUGUCACCCUCAUGAAUCCCAAUACCCUCAUGUCCCAUGGUGUGCCGGUUGUCCGUACAAACCAGUGUGCAGGAGAAUUUGUCAUUACCUUCCCUCGUGCUUACCACAGUGGCUUCAACCAAGGCUACAACUUUGCGGAGGCUGUCAACUUUUGCACUGCUGACUGGUUGCCAGCUGGGCGCCAAUGCAUUGAGCACUACCGCCGGCUCCGAAGAUACUGCGUCUUCUCCCAUGAGGAGCUCAUCUGUAAGAUGGCUGCCUGCCCAGAGAAGCUGGACCUGAACCUGGCCGCAGCUGUGCAUAAGGAGAUGUUCAUCAUGGUGCAGGAGGAACGGCGUCUACGAAAGGCCCUGCUUGAAAAGGGCAUCACGGAAGCUGAGCGAGAGGCUUUCGAGCUACUCCCAGAUGACGAGCGCCAAUGCAUCAAGUGCAAGACCACAUGCUUCCUGUCAGCUCUGGCCUGCUACGACUGCCCGGACGGGCUUGUCUGCCUUUCCCACAUCAAUGACCUCUGCAAGUGCUCCAGUAGCCGGCAGUACCUGCGGUAUCGAUACACCUUGGAUGAGCUCCCUGCUAUGCUGCAUAAACUGAAGGUUCGGGCCGAGUCCUUUGACACCUGGGCCAACAAAGUUCGAGUGGCCCUGGAGGUGGAGGAUGGGCGGAAGCGCAGCCUUGAAGAACUGAGGGCACUAGAGUCUGAGGCCCGUGAACGGAGGUUUCCUAACAGUGAGCUGCUGCAGCAACUGAAGAACUGCCUGAGUGAGGCAGAGGCCUGCGUGUCCCGGGCUCUGGGACUAGUCAGCGGCCAGGAAGCCGGCCCCCACAGGGUGGCUGGUCUACAGAUGACCCUGGCUGAGCUCCGGGCAUUUCUGGACCAGAUGAACAACCUGCCUUGUGCCAUGCACCAGAUUGGGGAUGUCAAGGGUAUUCUGGAACAGGUGGAGGCCUACCAGGCUGAGGCCCGUGAGGCCCUGGCCUCGCUGCCCUCCAGUCCAGGGCUACUGCAGUCCCUGUUGGAGAGGGGGCAGCUGCUAGGGGUGGAGGUGCCCGAGGCCCAGCAGCUCCAGCGGCAGGUGGAACAGGCACGAUGGCUGGAUGAGGUGAAGCGCACGCUGGCCCCCUCAGCCCGGAGGGGCACCCUGGCUGUCAUGCGGGGACUUUUGGUUGCGGGUGCUAGCGUAGCCCCUAGCCCUGCUGUGGACAAAGCCCAGGCUGAGCUGCAGGAGCUGCUAACCAUUGCUGAACGCUGGGAGGAGAAAGCCCACCUCUGCUUGGAGGCCAGGCAGAAGCAUCCACCAGCCACACUCGAGGCCAUAAUCCAUGAGGCAGAAAACAUCCCUGUUCACCUGCCCAACAUCCAGGCUCUCAAGGAGGCUCUUGCUAAGGCCCGGGCCUGGAUUGCUGAUGUGGAUGAGAUCCAAAAUGGUGACCAUUACCCCUGCUUGGAUGACUUAGAGGGCCUGGUGGCCGUGGGCCGGGACCUACCUGUGGGCUUGGAGGAGCUGAGACAGCUAGAGCUGCAGGUACUGACGGCACACUCCUGGAGGGAGAAGGCAUCCAAGACUUUCCUCAAGAGGAAUUCCUGCUACACGCUGCUGGAGGUGCUCUGCCCGUGUGCAGACGCCGGCUCAGACAGCACCAAGCGCAGCCGGUGGAUGGAGAAGGAGCUGGGGUUGUACAAAUCUGACACGGAGCUGCUGGGACUGUCUGCACAGGACCUCAGGGACCCAGGCUCUGUGAUCGUGGCCUUCAAGGAGGGGGAACAGAAGGAGAAGGAGGGUAUCCUGCAGCUGCGUCGCACCAACUCCGCCAAGCCCAGUCCACUGGCAUCAUCGACCACAGCUUCCUCUGCAACCUCCGUCUGUGUGUGUGGGCAGGUGCCGGCCGGGGUGGGAGCUCUGCAGUGUGACCUGUGUCAGGACUGGUUCCAUGGGCGAUGUGUGUCGGUACCCCGCCUCCUCAGCUCCCCAAGGCCCAGUCCCACCUCGUCCCCGCUGCUGGCCUGGUGGGAGUGGGACACCAAAUUCUUGUGUCCGCUGUGCAUGCGCUCACGGCGCCCCCGCCUGGAGACCAUCCUGGCACUGCUGGUAGCCUUGCAGAGACUGCCUGUGCGGCUGCCAGAGGGCGAGGCCCUGCAGUGUCUCACAGAGAGGGCCAUCAGCUGGCAAGGCCGUGCCAGGCAGGCUUUGGCCUCUGAGGAUGUGACUGCUCUGUUGGGACGGCUGGCCGAGCUUCGCCAGCGGCUGCAGGCUGAACCCAGGCCUGAGGAACCCCCUACCUACCCUUCAGCCCCUGCCUCUGACCCUCUCAGAGAAGGCAGUGGCAAGGAUAUGCCCAAGGUCCAGGGGUUGCUGGAGAACGGAGACAGUGUGACCAGUCCUGAGAAGGUAGCCCCCGGGGAGGGCUCAGUGGUGGGGAUACAACCAGGAGCAGCCUCUAACCCAGCCUGUCCCCGCAACCCACCAGACCUGGAGCUGCUUUCCUCGCUGUUGCCACAGUUGACUGGCCCUGUGUUGGAGCUGCCUGAGGCAACUCGGGCCCCUCUAGAGGAGCUUAUGUUAGAAGGGGACCUGCUUGAGGUGACCCUGGAUGAAAACCACAGCAUUUGGCAGCUAUUGCAGGCUGGGCAGCCUCCAGACAUGGAGCGGAUCCGCACACUUCUAGAGCUGGAAAAGGCAGAGCGCCAUGGGAGCCGGGCACGGGGCCGGGCGUUGGAGAGGCGGCGACGGCGGAAGGUGGAUCGGGGUGGGGAGGGCGAUGACCCAGCCCGAGAGGAGCUAGAGCCAAAGAGGGGGGAGAACAGUGCCUCCAUCACCCGUCAGCGGCGGAGGAGCACUAGGGCUGAAGUCUGGGAGCUCUGGGUUCUGAAAACAAGUUCUACCGGGUUCUCCUUACCUGAGGGCAAGACGUCCUGAGUCUCCCCCUACCCCACCCCCCCAAGCCAUUUUCCCCCAUCUCCCAACGGACGGCCUGCCACCUCGUCUAAACUUCUGCCACGGCCUCCUCCAACUUCAUGCCCUCCAGUCUGUCCUCCUCAAGCCCCCGAGGGGAAUUUUGGUCUUGGCUUUAUUGAGGUAUAAUUUCUACAUCAUAAAAUUUACCUGCUUUAAAUGUAAAACUCAGUGAUUUAGAGGGAUGUUUCUAAAGUACAGAUGUGAUCUUGUCACUCUUGCUGCUUAAAACCAUCCAUGAUGCUUCAUUGCCCUUAAGAUCGAGGUUAUAUUUAUAAUCUCAUUCUUUGUGGAAUGCUUUCCUGUCUGACCCACCCAUAUGCCAUGUUCAGGGACGCUUCCCUGAUUUGUCUAUACCCUAAAGGGUUUUUUUCUGCCCCUGUGAAAUGGAGACUGAAGCUCAGAUGUGUGGUCAUUUGCAGCCCAAGUUCACUUUUACAGCUUUAUUGUGAUACAAUUUACAUAUCAUACAGUUUACCCACUUAAAGUAUACAGUACAAUGGCUUUUAGUAUAUUCUAGUUGUGCAACCGUCAUUGCAAAAUAUUUUAGAAUGUUUUCAUCAUUCCAAAAUGAAAUCACACUCCCCAGGCAUCACCCUUCCCCUGCCGUCCUCUCCCCCCCCCCCCCCCCCCCACCGGCCCCUUGACCCUAGGCCACCACUAAUCUCUAUGGAUUUGCCUAUUUUGGACAUUUUAUAUAAAUGGAAUCAUACAAUUUGUGA
This is a messenger RNA of Lynx canadensis (Canada lynx), 5699 nucleotides long. RefSeq names its product lysine demethylase 5C (gene KDM5C). The record is from RefSeq and is a predicted model, not a curated record. Gene Ontology annotation, biological process: chromatin remodeling. The transcript has 27 exons. Gene Ontology annotation, molecular function: DNA binding; histone demethylase activity. Gene Ontology annotation, cellular component: nucleus. The coding region runs from base 328 to 4941 and encodes 1537 amino acids. NCBI's taxonomy places the organism in Eukaryota, Metazoa, Chordata, Mammalia, Carnivora, Felidae.